Molecule: messenger RNA, 3657 nt
Organism: Penicillium samsonianum
Lineage: Eukaryota; Fungi; Ascomycota; Eurotiomycetes; Eurotiales; Aspergillaceae
Exons: 1
Coding region: 1-3657 (1218 amino acids)
Molecular function (GO): nucleic acid binding; hydrolase activity, acting on acid anhydrides, in phosphorus-containing anhydrides; zinc ion binding
Source: RefSeq, a predicted model, not a curated record
AUGAGCGAGGAUGUAGAGCAACGCCCAGCAAAGAGGCAGCGUUUCUUCACUGACAAUCCAUCCUCACCUUUACCCACCAAACCCCGAGAUACAGACGCGUCCCUGCCUCAUUGCCCGGAACAUGACCCAGACCAUGGCGCCGCACUCGAGAUUCCGUCACUCGCCCGCAUCCCAAAAAGCUCUCCUACCUUGGAAAACGAAACAGAUCAGCAUCAUACACCAAUCCGAACCACGGAAGGCCUAAGGUUACCCAUUGCGGACGCUGCGCUUACUCCCUCUCCACACCAGAACGGAGUAGACCAACGACACAUCGAGGAGGAAGUGACUAUCAAUACCACCACAACAAGCACAAUCGCAGAUGGCUUCGAUAUCGACCUUUUCACCAGUAUCGUGGGAGAGAAACUACCUGUCGAUUCAAUCAAAACCAUUCAAUCAGCUGCUUCCAAUAAUAUCGAGCGAGCUGUUAACAUAUACUUUGAUGGAUCAUGGAAGAAGCCUGUGCGGAUAAAUGGCAGCGCUCCAACUUGGAGCCGGAAACCCGCUCUUCGAGUACAGCCUAGCCCUGAGACGCCAGUUGAAAAUGAAUCGGUACUGCGAAAUCAGCCACCAGCAAGGUAUGUUGGCGCAUUUGGCGUGGGAGGAUGGGCAACGAGAAGUGGCUUGGGAUUUCUCAAGCAUGGAGACCCCGUCAACAUUGAACGCGCACGCUCACAGCCAACGAUGAAACGUGGCCGAGGAGGCAAAGCAUUUGUCAAUCACAAGAGUGAUGUCCUGACUCGAUUCACAAACACCUCGGGGCAAGAAAUCGGAAGGCUGCCACAUGAUACCGCUGAAUGGGUCUCUACACUGAUUGAUCAGAAGAUAUGUCAGUUUGAAGGAGUCUGUGUGUUUAUACCCGACAGGGUGCGAGUCAACGAUACCAUAUAUCUACAACUCCGAGUCUACUUGCGAAAGGAGGCCUUUCAAAGCGGGGCGCUUGCUUCUUUGAACACUGAUGACAACAGGUCCACUGGACUGUUUGAAGAGAAGGAGAGCACCGAGGAGAAGAAUCUGCGACUACGCCAAGUCGGUCUAGUGAAGUUGUUUCACGAAAUCAAUCUUCAUCCCACCUCGACCAACCCAACUACGGAAAAGCACAAAAGAGAUGGCAUUCUGCGUGCCGCUGAAAUUGCAGAGCAAUAUGACAACACGAAGAAGGAGAAUAAAUCCAAAUCAAACAAGGAUUCCAACGACUCAUCAGGCGAAGACGACAGCGAAGAACUAGAAGAGGAUCAGCUUGACACUCUAUAUCAAAAAGCUCAAUCAUUUGACUUCAACAUGCCAGCGGCAGAUACAGCACCCAGCUUCACCCUUGAUCUGCGCAAAUAUCAGCAACAAGCCCUUCAUUGGAUGCUGUCAAAAGAGAAAGACUCACAGCAAGUUCGAGAGAAGUCAAUGCAUCCAUUGUGGGAGGAAUACACGUGGCCUAGAAAGGAUGUUGACGACAAAGAUUUACCACAAGUUAAAAACAUUGACCAUUUUUAUGUCAACCCGUAUUCAGGAGACCUCAGUGUUGACUUUCCUGCUCAAGAGCAACACUGCCGAGGCGGAAUCCUGGCCGAUGAAAUGGGUCUGGGAAAGACCAUUGAGAUGCUCAGUCUGGUUCAUUCGCACAGAGUCGAGCCUGAUCCACAGUUUUCGAAUGGUCUCAACUCAGUGAAUGACCUUGCUAGGAUGCCGAACUCUUCCGGGGUGGUGCCUGCGCCAUAUACUACACUGGUCGUUGCGCCGACAUCUUUAAUCGCUCAAUGGGAAAGCGAGGCACUCAAAGCCGGGACGUUGAGGGUUCUUGUUUAUUAUGGAUCGGACAAGGCUGUCAACUUGAGAGAUUUAUGCUGCGAAUCCAAAUAUUUAACCGCUCCACAGGUGAUUGUCACCAGUUAUGGUGUGGUAUUGUCGGAAUUCCGACAGCUCGCUCUCCAAUCUGCUCUAGGACCCAGUGCAAAUGGAGGUCUAUUCUCCGUGGAAUUCUUCCGAGUAAUUCUUGAUGAGGCCCAUGUGAUCAAGAACCGCCGUUCUAAAUCUGCUAAAUCAUGCUAUGAGCUAAAAGCGGCCCAUCGGUGGGCACUGACUGGCACGCCCAUUGUCAAUCGUCUCGAAGACCUUUUCAGUCUGGUGCGUUUUCUAAAAGUUGAGCCAUGGAGCAAUUUCUCCUUCUGGAAGACGUUUAUCACUGUACCAUUCGAAUCCAAAGAAUACGUGCGGGCCCUGAACGUCGUGCAAAGUGUACUGGAACCUCUCGUUCUUCGGCGGACCAAAUCGAUGAAAACCCCGGAGGGCGAGCCAUUGGUCCCCUUGCCCAAAAAGACAGUCACUAUUGAGGAAGUGGAGCUAUCAAAGCAAGAACGAGAAAUAUACGACUGCAUAUUUACUCGAGCGAAACGAACUUACAACGACAAUGUCGUGGCUGGCACACUGUUGCAGUCUUACAGCACAAUCUUUGCUCAAAUUCUCCGUCUCCGUCAGACCUGCUGCCACCCUAUAAUGACACGCAACAAAGCCAUCGUUGCGGAAGAAGAGAGUGCGGCGGUCGCGGCUGAUGCAACCAAUGAGUUUAAAGACGAUAUGGAUCUUCAGGAAUUGAUCAACCAAUUCACGACAGAAAACGAGAAUGCCAACUCCCAAGAUACAUCCGGGACGAUGGUCAAGUUCACUACCCAUGCUCUUCGGCAGAUCCAAACCGAGUCCAGCGGCGAGUGCCCUAUCUGUUGUGAAGAGCCUAUGAUGGAUCCUGCAGUAACAGCGUGCUGGCAUAGUGCGUGUAAAAAAUGCCUCGAAGACUUCUUGCAACACCAAAUGAACAAGGGCGCCGAGGCACGGUGCUUCAACUGCCGCGCCCCAGUGGAUGCAAAGAAUACCUUCGAAGUAGUACGACAUCCGUCCUCAAAUUCAAUUUCUUUCGGAGACGACCCGGUGAGCAGCACGCCACCAACCACUUCUCAACCUGCCCCACGAAUCUCCCUCCGUCGCAUAUACCCCCUCUCUCCUUCCGCCCACACUUCGGCGAAGAUUCAAGCCCUUAUUAAUCACCUCGGACGCAUCCCUGCAAAUACCAAAUCCGUUGUCUUCUCCCAAUUUACCUCCUUCCUGGACCUUAUCGGCCCGCAACUCUCCCGAGUCGGAAUCUCGCAUCUCCGCCUGGAUGGCUCAAUGCCCCAAAAGGCCCGUGCCGCUGUUCUAGCUGAGUUCUCAAAGGCAGAGAGCUUUACUGACGAUGACAUCAUCGAUAUGGAAGAUGAUACCCCGGGGAGAAGCUGGCCUGCAAAGACUAGCGCUCCCUCAUCCUCAACGCCAGCCCCUACAGUCCUACUCAUCUCCCUACGUGCCGGUGGCGUAGGCCUCAACCUAACAACCGCAAGCAAUGUCUUCGUGAUGGAUCCGUGGUGGAGUUUCGCAAUUGAAGCACAAGCCAUCGACCGCGUCCAUCGAAUGGGCCAGACACGCGAUGUCAAUGUGACGCGAUUCGUGGUCAAGGAUUCCAUAGAAGGUCGUAUGCUGCGCGUGCAAGAGCGUAAAAUGAAUAUUGCUGGCUCGCUUGGGUUGAAGAUUGGCGGUGAUGAUGGUGAUGCUGAUAAGGGGAAGGAUAGACUUGAAGAGUUGAAAAUGUUGUUUGAGUAA